GAGGAGAAGAUCCUACUGCUGGAUAAAUCCACUUGGGGAACUUUUUGGACGACAUUAUUGGAGAAACAAACUCCACUUUGGCUUUAAAAUGCAGGAGAGAGUGUUAUAAGUCGGUAUUUUUGGGGGGGUGCCGGAAGUGGAGAUGCGUAAUGUGCAAAGUGAGCUUCAUCUUCUCUGCGUCAAGUAUAGGCAGCGUCCAUCAGAUAUCGCAUGUCUAAGCCGGAGGUGAAGCAGGAGGCCGGCGUGUGCAGCCCUCCGCAGGCCGCCUGUCUGUGCUCUCCGGCGGGGGCCAAGAAGAAGCAGUGCGCCAGCUGCGGCAUGGACAUCCACGACAGAUACCUGCUCAAGGUGAACGACCUGAACUGGCACCUGAGCUGCCUGGAAUGCUGCGUGUGCAGAACCUCCCUGCGUCAGCACAGCAGCUGCUACGUGAAAAACAAAGACAUCUACUGCAAGCUGGACUACUUCAGUAGGUUUGGCACCAAGUGUGCCCAGUGUGGGCGGCAGGUGUACGCCAGCGACUGGGUGCGGCGGGCGCGGGGCAGCGUCUACCACCUGGCCUGCUUCGCCUGUUUCUCAUGCAAAAGGCAACUGUCCACGGGGGAGGAGUUUGGCCUGGUGGAGGGCAGGGUCCUCUGCCGCAGCCACUACGACGUCAUGCUGGACAACCUGCGCAGGGCGGCGGAAAACGGAACAGGGCUGACUCUGGAGGGGGCGCUGCCCUCCGACCAGGACUGCCUGCCCAAACCGACCAAGAGGGCACGCACGUCGUUCACGGCGGAGCAGCUGCAGGUGAUGCAGAGCCAGUUUGCUCAGGACAACAACCCUGACGCCCAGACUCUGCAGAAACUGGCUGACCUGACGGGACUGAGCAGGCGAGUCAUCCAGGUUUGGUUCCAGAACUGCCGGGCGCGACACAAAAAGCAGCCCCCUCCAGGGGGAUUCUCUCAGAGCAGCUCCUCGCUGGCCAGGAUGCCCCCCUCCCUGCACGAAGACCACAUCCAGUACUCCCCCUUCAGCAGCCCCGACAGACCACAUCUACUGGCCCUGCACGGCUACCUGGAGAGUCACCCUUUCUCAGUUCUUGCAGCUCCGGGUCACCUGAGCCACCCGGGUCUCCCGUUACCACAACUGCCCAUCAGCCGCUGACAUCCUGCAUCCGCCCCACCCCACCCCCCCGCCACUUAAAGGACUUCCAUUCCUCCACGG
Doryrhamphus excisus (bluestripe pipefish) is the source of this 1209-nucleotide messenger RNA. RefSeq names its product LIM homeobox 6b (gene lhx6b). Gene Ontology annotation, cellular component: nucleus. Gene Ontology annotation, molecular function: RNA polymerase II transcription regulatory region sequence-specific DNA binding; DNA-binding transcription factor activity, RNA polymerase II-specific. NCBI's taxonomy places the organism in Eukaryota, Metazoa, Chordata, Actinopteri, Syngnathiformes, Syngnathidae. The record is from RefSeq and is a predicted model, not a curated record. Gene Ontology annotation, biological process: regulation of transcription by RNA polymerase II; neuron differentiation; forebrain neuron development.